This is a messenger RNA of Pyricularia pennisetigena, 1074 nucleotides long. RefSeq lists its product as uncharacterized. Gene Ontology annotation, cellular component: cytoplasm. Gene Ontology annotation, biological process: rRNA base methylation. Gene Ontology annotation, molecular function: rRNA (uridine-N3-)-methyltransferase activity. The record is from RefSeq and is a predicted model, not a curated record. Bases 1 to 1074 code for a protein of 357 amino acids. Lineage: Eukaryota; Fungi; Ascomycota; Sordariomycetes; Magnaporthales; Pyriculariaceae. The transcript has a single exon.
AUGGUCAAGCGGCGAAAGCUGCAGCAGGGUCGGCAGGCAAAGGGAGCAGCAACCCACAAGGGAGCCAAAGGAGCCCCUAACCCGCAUGCUGCCGGACGCCGCCGGAACGGUCCGGGUCUGGGUCCGGGUCCGGGUCCGGGUCCAGGUCAAGCUGCGUUCGGAGGGCUCAAACCCAAGGGCAAAAAGCAGUCGUCUCAACACCACCAGCAGCAGCAGCACCAGGCACCUGUGAUACCGUUCUCUCCAGACGAGUCCAUAUUGCUGGUUGGCGAGGGCGACCUCAGUUUCGCCAGGUCUCUGGUCGAGCACCACGGCUGCACAGAUCUUACAGCCACCGUGUUGGAGAAAGACCUCGCAGAGCUCGUGGAGAAGUACCCCCACGUGGCCGAGAACGUCGAAGCGGUCGAGUCGUCCAGUGGUCGGAACACGGUCGUAUUUGGUGUGGAUGCACGUAAAAUGGGCCCGUUUUUCGAUACGCGACCGCCACGGGGUGAACCAGAAGACCAAGAGGACGAGAAGAACGAUGAUGGUGAGCAAAGCGAGCAGCCGCGGCAGCAGCAUAAAGAGAAGCAGCACCGCCAGCCAAAAAAGCGCAAGGCUGGCGGUCCGGCGCUCAAGGAUCGCAUCCUGUUCAACUUCCCACACGUCGGCGGCAAGAGCACCGACGUCAACCGUCAGGUGCGCUAUAACCAGGAGCUGCUGGUCGACUUCUUCAAGCGUGCCGACCGCUGCCUCUCUCCCGGCGGCUCCAUCAUCGUCACCCUGUUCGAGGGGGAGCCUUACACCCUGUGGAACAUCCGCGAUCUCGCCCGCCACUCGGGCCUGCAGGUCGAGCGCAGCUUUGCCUUCCGUGCCGACGCCUACCCGGGCUACCACCACGCCCGGACCCUGGGUGCCGUGAGGAGCAAGAGCGGCGAGCUCGGCGGCGGCUGGAAGGGCGAGGAGAGGGCCGCCCGGAGCUACAUCUUUUACCGCAAGGACGAGGUCCCCAAGCCCGUCACCAAGAAGAGGAGACACUCGGUCUCGUCGGACGAUUCAGAUGGGUGGGAAAAGGGCUCGGAUGAUGGCGCCUGA